ACGUGGAGGCUCGCCGUGCUGCAGCCGGGCCUCAAACAGCUCCCCUGGCCGCGGGGCGAGCUCUGGCCCGCCUCCUGCCCCGCUGGGGCCAUUCAGCUGUGUUUUUUUUUUUUUUAUUUACCACUUGCAUGGCUUUACGCCCACGGGAGGGCAGCCUGGGGGGGGUCCCGGCAGGACCCUCCCUCCCCAGGGCGGAGCAGCCGCGGCCCAAUGGUCCUUGUUGGCGCUGGAAGCUUCCAGAGCCGGGCGAGGACUGGCGAUGGAAGAGGAGGCGUGGGCCGACAGUAUCAACCAGGCCAAUAAGAUGGCCCUGCUCAACUGGGUAAGAGAAACCGGCAUUGAUCUGGUGCAGAUCAAUGGACAGAGGCGAUACGGUGGCCCCCCGCCAGGCUGGGUGGGCAGCCCCCCACCGGUGGGCUCGGAGGUCUUCAUCGGGAAGCUGCCACAGGAAAUGUACGAGAACACGCUGAUCCCGCUUUUCCAGAGUGUGGGGAAGCUCUACGAAUUCCGCCUCAUGAUGACAUUCAGCGGCCUCAACCGGGGCUUUGCCUACGCCAAGUACAGCAACUGGCAGGGUGCCAAGGAGGCCAUUGCCACCCUCAACAACUUGGAGGUGCAGGAGGGCUGCACCAUCGUGGUGUGCAAGAGCUUGGAGAAGUGCGAGCUGAGUGUGGACGGCCUGCCCACCUCGGUGAGCCAGAAGGGCCUGGAGGCUGUGGUGCUGGGGGCCACCGAAGGGGUCCUCAGCAUCACCCUGCAUGCCAGCCCUUACCAGAAGAAGGCCAAGUUUGCCGUGCUGAAAUACAGCUCACACCGGGCUGCUGCCAUGGCCAAGAAAACCCUGAUGGAAGGGAAUGUGAGGCUCUGCGGGGAGAAUGUGAAGGUGGGGUGGCUGAAACCAGAGCUGAAGGAGAAACUGCAGUUGUGUAAGGAGAAGCGUGGCAAGCACCUGGGGAGCCCCGAGCAAGUGCUGCUGUCCCUGAAGCUGUGCGACGUGCUGGACUGCCUGAACACCCUGUGCCGUCAGCAGUGCCUGGGGACCCCCCGCUUCUUCACAAAGUGUGUCCAGGUGAAACCUGGUGGGUGGCUGCAGUACUGGUGCCAGCUAGUGAUCCCAGCGUGGCCCUUGCCCUUCAGUGGGUUCCUGUGGGUGCAGGAAGAUGUGCCAAGCACCAGUGGGCAUGAGAAAGCAAAAGACGCAGUGGCACGGCUGGCUCUCAGGAAGCUAGGAUGCCUGCUGACGUAGGCAGCUGUUUUGCCCAAACUAUGAACCGAACCCGAGCCAUCAGACGUCCUGUUGCUGUCUGCAGGAGUGGAGCACGGGCCUGGUGGGGAUGUGGACCUGUUUCAGCUUUGGUUUCAGUUUGUUGGGGUUCAUUUUGAGAGCCAGCGCUGGAAGAUGGGGGUGCUGUCAUGGUGCGUGACAGCUGCCCUGUUCCCAGCUGGCACUUGGUUCUGCUCUGUUCUGGGGGAGGUAGGCCUGACCUGCCUGGUUCAGCUUUUUCCAUUUUUUAUAAAAUUGUUCUGUGUUGCUCUGGUGCAGUAGGGCCCCAGCAUAGGUCUUGGGAGAAGUUAGAAGCAGCAGCAGCUGCUCUGAAAGGCUGCCAGCAUUGGGUGUGGGCUGGGGAGGUAUAGGGGACCUUUGGGAGGUGGCCUAGCUGAAUAGGGAGACAAUGUGUGGCCUCAGCUCUCCUCCACUGCAUGUUGGGUACCCGAGCAGCAGCCUCACUUUGGUAAACAGGGGACACCCCCUUGGCUGGGGGGGUCGCGCUUCAACUAGGAGAGUGGCUGUGGGCUCUGGAAGGCACAGAGCCAGUUGGGCUGCGGGAAGCAGCCGGGGUUAUUGGCCGUCAUGAAUGAGUCCUCUGGACCAAGAGGACUGGCCGCCAGCCACCGAUUUGGUAUUAAAGUAGCCUGGAGAGCACCGUCUGUGUAGUAUUUCUUGUCUUGUCCUGCCGCAGUUUUCCCAGAGGGGUCUGAUCCUGAGGGUGUGCCCGGGCUCCCCCUGCGUCAGGGGACAGCAUGCCUUCCAGUCACUUGGCGAGAGCAGAGGCCGCACAGACAGCUCCUGCCUCGGCCAGUGGCCCCCGGGGGACUGAGCGCCCUGCCCCUCACGUGCGGCCUUGCUGCGCCUUCGCCUCGUCCGUGCCUGCAGCCACCCAGGGCAGGAGGGCGGCGGGCAGGGCCCCGGCUCCGCCUCUGAGGCAGGGAGCGGCGUGCUCAGGCCUUGAGGCGUGCGGAGGAAGGGAGUAGCCGUGGGCCGGCUAUAGCCCAGCGGUUCCUUCGGCUGCUUGCAAUGGCUUUCGUUCCUCUGCCCCGGCAGGGGUUCGAUCCCGCGGGCACCCCUGGCCCACUUCUUGCUCGGGAAUAUUUGCCCGACGUUCUCCACAUUUUCCUCCUGCUCGUGUUCUGCCCAUUACAUUUCAUCCGCCUUCUUCACUUUUAUCCUCUUCUGACCUCAUCCUGUGCCCUGCUCGCGUGCUACGUACCAACUCUGUGCCUAUGAAAAGUGCACAAACAACCAGGGGAAGAUGUGACCGUAAUCAUUUUAUUCACAGAAUCACAGAAUGGACGAGGUUGGAAGGGACCUCUGAAGAUCAUCUGGUCCAACCCUCCUGCUGAGGAGGAUCACCUAGAGCACAUUGUACAGGAUGGCAUCUGGGCGGGUUUUGAAGAUCUCCAGAGGAGACUCCACAACCUCUCUGGGCAACCUGUUCCUGGGCUCUGUCACCCUCCCAGUGAAGAAGUGCCCCCUCAUACUCAGCCAGAACCUCCUGUGCUUCAGUUUGUGCCCGUUGCCUCUCGCCCUGUCACUGAGCACAACUGAAAAGAGACUGGCUCCAUCCUCUCGACACCCUCCCCUCUGAUGUUUAUACACAUUCAUGAGGUCUCUCCUAAGUCUUCUCUUUUCCAGUCUAAACAGGCCCAGUUCUCCCAGCCUGUCUUCAUACAAAAGGUGCUCCAGUCCUCUCGUCAUCUUAGUAGCCAUCUUCUGGACUUGCUCCAGUAGUUCCAUGUCCCUCUUGUACGGAGGAGCCCAGAACUGGGCACAAUACUCCAGGUGUGGCCUCACCAGGGCUGAGUAGAGGGGGAGAAUCACCUCCCUUGACCUGCUGGCAACACUCUUCCAAAUGUACCCCAGGAUCCCACUGGCCCUCUUGGCCAUAAGGGCACAUUGCUGACUCAUGGUCAGCCUGCUGUUCACCAGGACCCCCACGUCCCUCUCCAGAGCUGCUCUCCACCAGGUCAGCCCCCAGCCUGUAGUGGUGCUUGGGGUUAUUCCUCCGUAGGUGCAGGACCCUCUACUUUCCCGUGUUGAACUUCCUGAGGUUCCUCUCGGCGCAUCCCUCUGGCAGCACAGCCCUCUGUGGUGG
This is a messenger RNA of Cygnus olor (mute swan), 3374 nucleotides long. It is a transcript of the gene DND1, whose product is annotated as DND microRNA-mediated repression inhibitor 1. Gene Ontology annotation, biological process: negative regulation of miRNA-mediated gene silencing; mRNA stabilization. The transcript has 5 exons. The record is from RefSeq and is a predicted model, not a curated record. Gene Ontology annotation, molecular function: mRNA binding. Gene Ontology annotation, cellular component: cytoplasm; nucleus. Lineage: Eukaryota; Metazoa; Chordata; Aves; Anseriformes; Anatidae. The coding region runs from base 260 to 1246 and encodes 328 amino acids.